UGCCCCGACUUAGGAGGGGCGGGGAAGAGGAAACGGGGUGGAAGCUGCCGCGCGCUCCCUGACCUCCUGCCGUGCCCCAGGCCAAGUCCGAGCGCUCGCCAAGCCGCGGCGGGACCUCGCCGGGCUUCGCCCCGAGGCCUCCUCGAGGAAUUCCGACCCGCUGGGCCUGGGGGCAGGGGGUCGUUGGCUCUUCCGGCUCAGGCCUCCCCAGAUCCCUGAAGGCUCGGUCAAAAUGCCCGCAUCGCCCUUGGAUAGACGAAUCCCGGUCUUUUUCCGAGUCUGUUCCUCAGGAUCAAGUUCCUAACACUUUCCAACAAGCACGCUCACUUCAGGUGCUUCUUUACCGUCCAAAUAAUUAGUGAUGGAAACCGGCUUACAGAGGGAUUCAUCCUGAUGUUCUAAUCUGUGGUAUUCCAGUGAUACAGCCAAAAUGUGGAUGCUUAUCUAUUGAAUACCAGUACAGUGCCAUAUUACAGCAGACCAAGCCAGAGUCACUGUCCUUCAGAUUAUAGUCCUGCAGUAAAGAAGAUAUGUCUUCCAGUGGAAAGAAUACUGAGCACACAAACCCUGUACUGAGAAUAAGUCAGCUGGAUGCCCUGGAACUGAACAAAGCCCUGGAACAAUUAGUUUGGUCCCAGUUUACUCGUUGUUUUCAUGGGUUUAAGCCAGGGCUCUUAGCCCGGUUUGAACCUGAGGUAAAAGCAUUUUUGUGGCUUUUCUUAUGGAGAUUCACCAUUUACUCCAAGAAUGCCACUGUGGGACAGUCAAUUAUGAACAUCCAGUACAAGAAUGAUUUUUCUCAAACUCAGAAAUAUCAGCCAUUAAGUAAAAAUCAAAAGUUAUGGUAUGCUAUUUGCACAAUUGGAGGAAGGUGGUUAGAAGAAAGAUGUUAUGAUUUGUUCCAUAACCACCAUUUAGCAUCAUUCUAUAAGAUCAAACAGUGUACUAAUUUCAUUGUUGGACUUUUGAAAUUAAGUAGUUUGGUUAAUUUCCUGAUUUUCCUUCAAAAAGGAAAGUUUGCUACGUUGACAGAGCGUCUCUUAGGUAUUCGAUCUGUAUUUUGCAAACCCCAAAACAUUCGAGAAGUUGGCUUUGAGUACAUGAACAGGGAACUUUUGUGGCAUGGUUUUGCAGAAUUUCUGAUCUUUCUCUUACCACUUAUUAAUAUCCAAAAGUUGAAAGGCAAAUUGUCAUCUUGGUGUAUCCCCAUCACAGGUGUUCCUAACAGUGAUAAUAAAUUAGCCACCCAUGGCAAAGAAUGUUCCCUUUGUGGAGAGUGGCCCACUAUGCCUCAUACCAUAGGUUGUAUACAUGUGUUUUGUUAUUAUUGUGUUAAAAGCAGCUACUUGUUUGACAUGUACUUCACUUGUCCCAAGUGUGGCAUAGAAGUGCGGAGUCUGCAGCCACUGAAGUCAGGGAUCGAAAUGUCAGAAGUAAAUGCUCCUUAGAAAUAGAAUCCACCUUCUUUAAGCAAAAUAGGUAAUACCUAAGAAUGCGUGUCAGAGUCACUAUUUCAAAUCUCUCUAAAGACAUGAUUAAGACACUAAUCCCUGGAAGCUACGUUGUAUCAAAUUUAGUGUGUCAAUUCUACUACACCUCGAAAAUAAAAGUGUCAUUAGUUUGAACUUAACCAAUUUUAGAUUUUUUUUUUAAACAAUUUCAUUUGAAAUAAGGAUUUGUUUUUGGCUUACGCUCAAGUGUUAAUGGCUACUUGCUUACUUUCCUGAAUAACAACUAGUAAGAAUGUUCUUUCCUGCAAAGAAGUUGAGCUAUAAAAAAUACCCUAAUAGCAUGUGGAUGCCUUUAUAAUAACCUUGGGUCACAGGGUCAUAUUUAGAGAUGGACAGAACUUUUCAGCUGACAGGGUCAUAGAUGGAAUGGCCCUUAGAAGCCUUCUAGACCAAUUCUUUCAAGAUUGCUAAGCAACCCCAGGAAAGUUAAGUGACUUGCCUAAGGUCACAUAGCCAGUAUGUAUCAGAAGACGUAUUUGAACCAGGUCCUGUGACUCCAAAGCUAGUUCUCUUUUCGCUACAUCACACUGCCUCAUAAAUCAUCUCAUCUGACCUCCUCAUUUGUACAGAUAAGGAAACUAAAGGCCCCAAGAGGUUCACUGGCUUAUCCCAGAUCACUAAAGUAAAAAAGUAAUUUUUAAUAAGUAAUAUCUAGGAUCUGAACCCAGCUACUCCAGUUCCAAAUCCCGUGCCCUUUCUGCAUCACCACUGGUUGCCAUAGAUUACAUUUGCUAAAUAUUUUUUGGCUAUUUGCAUUAUUUUGAAAUCAUGGCCCAUUAUAGGCAAUUUCCAUAAUAUAUUUGACAAAACACUUGGAAUAAGAAGAGAUUGUAUUUCUUUUGUAUCUAGUUGUAUGAUCACAUUACUUAACCUCUUUGAGCCUUAGUUUCCUCAUCUGUAAAAUGGAGUAAUACCUGUAGUACUUAGCUUAUGGGAUUAUUAUGAGGCUCAUGAGAUUGUGUGUGUGUGUGUGUGUGUGUGUGUGUACACACAUAUGUAUGUAUGUAUGUAUACAUAGUGCUUUGCAAACUUUAAAGUUCUAUAUAAAGUUAGAUGCCUUUACUAUUAUAUUACCUCAUUACUAUUACAUUAUGUUACUCAUUACUGUUAUAUAUUACCUCAUUACUAUUACAUUAUGUUACUCAUUACUGUUAUAUAUUACCUCGUAACCAGACUUAAGCAACAUCUGAAAUUGCUUCUGUCAUGUUUUGUAACUUUUUUUUUUCUUUCAAACUUGCCUAAUGAUCUUUUAGGAAGUAAAGAUAGUUUGGAAAUGAAGAUUAAUUGUAUCUUUAGACUUGUUAUCUACAGAGUUUUUGAUCAUAUACCUCUAUCAGUAAAUGAUUUUUGAAUGUAUACACUUAGUAUGUGUAUAUUUGCUUAGAAAAAUCAUACAUAAAUUUACACAAAAAUACACAUUCUAAAGGUUGUACAAAAACAAAAAAUGAAAAAAUUUGAUUUGUGAACAGUAAAAACAGUCCUCUUCCCAAAUUAUUAAUAAUUGUUAAUGAUAUUAAAAAAAUUUUGGCUUAUUUUGUGAUAGUAAUUCAGAAGUCUUGGUUCUAACUUCAUUUUAUUUCGUUACUUAGUUUUAAUGGCUGUUAUGGCUGGAAAAAAAAUACUUCACAAAGAUAUAUAGCUCUAUGUGGAAGAAGUACACCAUUGGCUUAUAAAAUCACAGCGCUUAUUUGUCAAUCCCAUCCACUAGUUAUACAAAGGUUUUUAUUAAAAUUCAGCUAAUAAUCUUC
This is a messenger RNA of Phascolarctos cinereus (koala), 3259 nucleotides long. NCBI's taxonomy places the organism in Eukaryota, Metazoa, Chordata, Mammalia, Diprotodontia, Phascolarctidae. The record is from RefSeq and is a predicted model, not a curated record.